Armigeres subalbatus is the source of this 3463-nucleotide messenger RNA. RefSeq lists its product as uncharacterized. NCBI's taxonomy places the organism in Eukaryota, Metazoa, Arthropoda, Insecta, Diptera, Culicidae. The transcript has 4 exons. Bases 50 to 1279 code for a protein of 409 amino acids. The record is from RefSeq and is a predicted model, not a curated record.
UGAGCCUUUGAGUGGGAAGCAACGCACUGUCUCGUGUGUAACGUUCAUCAUGGCAGGGGAAUAUAGCGCGGGCGAAUUGCAGGUUCCCGCCUGGUUGAACAGUGAAUUCUUUACUGGAAUUUUGAAAAAAUCUGAAAACGAUCCAUCGAUUGAGAUCGCGGGUGGAUAUGAACUACUUCCGGCCACCAAACCCGGCGAAAACUUUUCCAGUGUCAUGUAUCGCACUUGCAUUCGAUAUCGUUCGAAGUGUGAGUCCGACGAACAGGAAAUAAAUUUGAUAAUCAAAAUACCGGCAGUGGCUGAGGGUUUCAAGAAGGAAGUUGCGAAGGACAAUAUUCUGUUUAUCAAAGAGAUCAAAAUGUACAGCGAGAUUCUUCCGGCUAUGGUGAAGGUGUUGAACGAUGCUGGUGAGCAUCUGGAGGUCGCGAGGCUGAUACAUGCCUCACUGCAGCCACAUGUCGUUAUUGUUCUGCAAAGUCUUACGCCCGAUGGCUGGACUCCCGGACGAGUGAGCGUUCAAAGUUUUGAAGAGGCUCUUCCAACUAUACGAAACAUCGCAAAUUUUCAUGCUGCAUCGCUUUAUCUUCAUCGGGAGAUUAUGGACUUAUCAACGAACAGCGUUAAAGAAUUGUUAGUUACAGGAGCCGGUCUCACUCAUUUCACGAAUAGAUUCAAGGAAUUCUGCGAUGCUAUUGAAAAAUGGGAUGGUUGCGAAUCGUUCGUGGAGAAGUUUAAAAUUCUUCUUAGGUCCAUCGGUCAACGUUUACGCGAUAUCUACACUCCGGAUCUUCUGACCAAAGGCUACAAUGUUCUCAACCACGCUGACUUCACUUGGAAAAACAUAAUGCAUAAAAGAAAUCCGGAUGGCCGCAUCGAAGAUUCGAUGUUGAUCGACUAUCAAGCGUGUCAUUGGGGUUCACCAGCCAUGGAUGUCUACAGUUUGCUAGACUUGAUUGUUGACAAUCGCACUAAGACGACUCAUCGGAGCAGAAUCCUUCACGAGUACCAUACACAUUUCGCAACGGUGCUGGGUAAAAUGGGAUACCUCGGUAGAAUUCCCACUCUGGUAGACUUACAAGUAGAACUCCUACGGAACGGGUUUAUCGAAGUAUUCCAUGUCGCAAUAUUCGAGAAAUACAAAUUCAUUGAGCUCACCGAAACGAUGAUGGAUAACUACGAUGAGACAAAUUCGGAUGAGCCCUGUUUUAAUAAUGAAGAAUACCGCAGAAUUAUUAGUGGUGAAUUACCAUCGUUGCUGUACAGAGGCUUACUGGACUAAAACACUGAAAUAACUGAAUUAUCAGUAUAGUGAAAACAUUCCAGUUUAUUUUUAUUGCGUGCGCUCCUGUGGCCAGUGUUGUCCUACAAUUUGUGAAAAAAAUCUGCUCUUUGAUUUUACUCCAUCUAAAACGAUUUUACAGUCUUAACUAAGUAAGUGCAACUAAUAGAAGGAUAUUUGAAUUUUCUAAAUGUCAUAUCUAACUAUCAAAAAAAAUUGACGCCAGUGCCACAGGAGCUCUCUCUCCUACUCCUAUUCCUUUCAAACGCGUACUUCGAGCCCCCUUCGUUCCAUACUCCGAGCUGUUCCAACAGUUUCCAGAACCUUGCUGCGUCGCCGAGUAUCGAUGUGUUUAGAGCGCAUAAUAGCCCUUUCUGCAUGAACGAAACUCAAGAAACCUUUAUUAUCUUCGAACACUGUAGUUGCCUUAAGCGGCUGCUCUCCGAGACCUACCAGAAGUCUACGAAGCAUAUACACUGCCUUCAUAGAGGAUAGGUUGACACAGGAUUGUCGACGGCUCGCCCAGGCUAACGGUCCACCACUGAAAAAGAAAACGAAUCCCGAGAGACAGGAGGUUUUGAGGCCGACGAGACAGGAGGUUUGCGCAGGCCCAAUAAGCCGCCUGGAAAACCAAUAAUUAUGAGCAAUAUAAGAGAUAAUACGACUCGCUAUAAUCGUCCGAGACCUAGACGACGAAUAAAGGAUCACGAUUGGAAGCUUGGAACAUGGAACUGCAAGUCGCUAGGUUUCGCAGGUUGCGACAGGAUGAUUUACGAUGAAUUACAUCCCCGCAACUUCGACGUCGCGGCGCUGCAGGAGAUUUGCUAGACAGGACAGAAAGUGUGGAAAAGCGGGCAUCGAGCGGCUACCUUCUACCUAAGCUGUGGCACCACCAACGAGCUGGGAACCGGCUUCAUAGUGCUGGGUAAGAUGCGCCAACGUGUGAUUGGGUGGCAGCCGAUCAACGCAAGGAUGUGCAAGCUGAGGAUAAAAGGCCGUUUCUUCAAUUAUAGCAUCAUCAACGUACACUGUUACCGACCAAUCGGAACCAAUGUAAUUAAACCUACGAUAUGGAAGUCAAGUGACGAUAACUUGUUAGUUUGAGACAAUACUGUAAUUAAAGUUCUUAUUUUUUGUUAUAUAACACUUAUCCCUUGCUACGCCUCUGAUAGAAAAUUAGUACACCUCACAUCUUCACUAAAGAUUAUAUUGAAUAUUGUAUCUCUACGAGAGUGGCAACCUUGCCCGAAUGACAGUUCCGGGAAUAAGGUAGAAUUGGAGGAGGAGAGAGUGAGAGAAGAGGAGGAGAGAGGAAAAACGGGAAGAAAAGAGGAGUGGAGUGUGGACUGGGAAAAGAGAGGAGAAGGAGUCUGAUCGUCAAACCGAGCACUACGGACGAAAAACUCUUUUAUAAAAAAAACGUGGACGGUAAAAUUCGGUGGCGACGGUAAAUCACGGAAAAGUGGGUGAUAGUGCUCCGGCAGUGGAAAAAGCCGAAGAGGGAGCAGCACAAUUUUUGCCAAAGUGGACGGUGAAUCUCAGCACGAUUUUCGAUCCAGCUGUGGAGCAGACAUCGUGGACGAUUGUCAGAGCCGACAUUAGCUAGGACGGCGAGCUCAGCACCGGUGAUCAACGAGUUGAGCUAUCGUUGAAUCACACGCCGCGAGGGUAGGGUGACGGACGUUUUGGCGGUGAGAGCGACGGUGAGGACCGUGGGCUUGCCCCGCUUGCCGCCGCUCAAUAUCCUAUGAGUCACCACCCCGCCUGCGGGUGCUGGGACGUCGACGAAGGUUCAACGGCAGCUCCGAAAGCCAACAAUCAUCCCUGAAUGAACACCCGGUCGCCUUGUCACCAUUGACCUUGGCAGCGCCCAGUGCCAUCAAUGAUUCACCAGUGAAUGGGUACCAGAAGUCAGAAAGACCACGGAAGUACACUUUUCGGAACGACGGAUGAUCCGAUAUGCGAAGCAGAUCGUUCGGCAAGUAAAAUCAUCGUACCUCUCCUCCUCUCUGAUGCACGUGCACGGCCGCAACGAAUAUCUUUCCUACUCUUUGUAUUUCUUAUGUAAAUAAAUAUGUUUAAGCUUAUUUCCUGGUAUUGUAUAGUUUAAUCUUCAUACGACCGCCUUGAUUUCCCUUUCAAUGGUUCUGCCUUCUUUGUUUUGUCUACUUCAGUUUCGUUGGG